AUGAAAUUCUCAUCUUCCUUCGUUGCUCUCGUUCCUUUCAUCUGCUCACUCUUUGUCGGUGCAGCACAUGGUCUUCCUGGCUACCACCCUGCUGUUUCCUCUCCACCAACAAGCAAGCCAAUUUACAGCUAUUUUGUCGAAAUUGACGUAAUCGUUGCUCGCUUAUCAUCCUGGUCACCACAUGACCAAUCAUCCGAUUAUGCUGGUGCAGAAAAAGAUCUUUUCGAACUUGGCAAAUCAAUCGAUCAAGCAACUCAAGCAUUAAAAGUGUACCAAGGUACGAUUGAUACACAUGAAGCUCACAAGAUUGAUUCUUCUCUCAAAUCAUGUGCAAAGAAUGUUGUUGGUCUCACAACAAACGUCAAAGCUGCUCAAGCCGUAUUUGCUCAAUUCAGCUACACCACUUUGAUCGUUCAAACAUUGCAAGCAAGUGCCAAUCAAUUUUCUGUAUUGUUCCCUCUUUUGGAAUCACACUCUUCUUCAAGCUCUUUUGCAUCUUUUGGUUAUUCAAUCGGCUCUAUCAUCUGUCCUAUCGGUGAAUCGAUUGAAUACUUGCAACCCAAUUCGUGCAAUCCUGAAGGUUUGCAAUUCUGCAAAUCAUUGAAAGAUAGCAAAGCAGGCCACAUUGACACAAAGCCAGCUUGCCAAGUUGUCAAACAUGCUGAACCAUUCUCUCAAUGCAAUCAAAGUGCAACAACUUUGUUCAAGUACGGUUAUGAUAACAAGUGCAUCGGUAAACCACAAACACAACCGUGGUGCAAUGGAAACGAUUCUGGUCAUGACUCCAACAAAGGAGGUAACAAACAAAAAGAUCACCACCAAGACAAAAAGAAAGUUCCACAACCAAACAAUGGCCCUCAUAUCGAAGAUCACGGUCACGGCAAGAACGAUGAUAAGACUACUGUCAAGCAACCCGAAUGGAACAAUGGCUCUCAAGGCCAAUUUGGCCAUGAUCAAGGGUAUGAUUUCGGUAACUCCGGCAGCUCCAGCUCCAGCUCCAGCUCCAGCAGCAGUGGCUCAUUCAGCGCAUCAUUCGGAGUCGAUAUCAAUGUCGUCUUUGGCUAUACACCAGCCGAAAACCAAUUGUACACGGUUUGCAAUCCACCAAAAGCAGCAUAUUGUCUUCCGGACAAUAAUUCAGCCAAUUCUUCUCCAGCAACAAGUCAGCCUAUUUAUAGCUACUUUGAGGCGAUUGAUGCAGUCAUUACUCGUUUAUCCACUUGGACCCCAAGAGAUAAUUCAUCAGAUUUCCCUAACUCCGAAAAGGAUCUUUUUCAGUUUGGCCAAGCGAUCGAUCAAGCAACCCAAGCAUUGAAAGCAUACAACGGUACGAUUGAUACGCAAAGUGUGAUCAAGAUUGAUGCUUCCCUGAAAUCAAGCGCAAAGAACAUUGUCGGAAUCACGACCAAUGUCAAAGCUGCUAAGGAAGUAUUUGUGAAAUACAACUACACCACGUUGAUCGUACAAGUUUUGCAAGCAGGUGCGAAUCAAUUCUCCGUUCUGUACCCACUUUUGGAAUCACAUGUUCCUGCAGCAUCUUUUGGUUCUUUAGGUUACUCACUCAGUUGGAUCAUUUGUUCGAUCGGUGAUGCAGUUGAAUACUUGCAACCACAUUCAUGCACUCCUCAAGGUUUGGAAUUCUGCAAAAAGAUGCAAAACAGUCAAGCUGGCUCUAUCGAUACCAAACCUGCUUGUCAAGUAGUCAAAACUCCCGAUUCAUUCUCUCAAUGCAGCCAAAGUUCAACAAAUAUGUUCAAAUAUGGCUAUGAGAACCAAUGCAUCGGCAAGCCACAAACAGAACCAUGGUGCAGCGGUAACGAAACAAAGACUGACUCUGACGAUCAAAGCUCUGACAGCAGCAGCUCAAUCACCGUUUUCGUUGAAGUUGACAUCAGCGUAGUCUUUGGAUACACACCAGCUGAAAACCAGCUGUACACCGUUUGCAAUCCACCAAAGAGUGGUGGUCAUCCAGCCAUUUCUUCUCCACCAACAAAUAAUCCGAUCUUGGGCUUUUUCGUCGAGAUUGAUGUAAUCAUCGGUCGUCUUUCGACUUGGAUUCCAACGGACAGUUCAACCGAUUUUCCUGGCGCUGAAAAAGAUCUUUUCCAGCUUGGCCAAGCCAUCGAUCAAGCAACACAAGCAUUAAAGGUAUACGAAGGUACGAUAGAUGUGGAAGCUGCUGUCAAGAUUGGAGCUUCACUUAAAGCGAGUGCAAAGGCUGUUGUUGGAAUCGCGGCCCAUGUCAAAGUUGCAAAAGACAUACUCGAAGUGUAUGGUUAUACAACUUUGAUUGUUCAAGUCUUACAAGCAAGUGCGAAUCAAUUUUCUGUGUUGUAUCCUCUGUUGGAAGCACACAUUUCCGCAGAUGUUUUCGUUUCUUUGGGUCAUUCGCUCGGCUUGAUCAUUUGUUCGAUCGGUGAUGCAAUUGAACAUUUGCAUCCUCACUCCUGCACGCCACAUGGUUUGAAAUUCUGCAAGAAAUUGAAACACAGUCAAGCAGGCUCAAUUGAUGCCAAGCUUGCUUUGGGAGUAGUCGUGACUCUCGAUUCGUUCUCUCAAUGCAACCAAAGUUCAACAAAGAUGCUCAAGUAUGGUUAUGAGAACAAAUGUAUCGGCAAGCCACAAACAGAACCAUGGUGCAGCGGUAACGAAGCAAGCAGCAGCUCAAUUGACGUACUCUUGGAGGCUGGCAUCGGCUUAAUCUUUGGAUACACACCAGCUGAUGACCAGUUGUACACCGUUUCCAAUCCUCCAAAGUGA
This is a messenger RNA of Meira miltonrushii, 2760 nucleotides long. RefSeq lists its product as uncharacterized. NCBI's taxonomy places the organism in Eukaryota, Fungi, Basidiomycota, Exobasidiomycetes, Exobasidiales, Brachybasidiaceae. The record is from RefSeq and is a predicted model, not a curated record. Bases 1 to 2760 code for a protein of 919 amino acids. The transcript has 3 exons.